UCCUGGCCGAUCUGAAAAUGUCAGACUCACAUUAUAGCAGCAGCGAGAUGAAUUACUUUAAGGAGGCAUUAGAUGAGGACAAUGUGAUUUUAACAUUGGUUCCAGUUGUAGAGGAACCUAAAAAAGAACAUCUAGUGGAACCAAGUGUUUCUUCAACCGCAGAUAUCAAACCUGCAGAUAUCAAAUCUAAGAAGCCUUGGCAAAGCAAUAAAGUUGAUUUUCCACAAGCAAAUGAACAAUUCAAAGCUUCCCCAAAACCUAAGUGCAAAAAAGCAGUUUUUCCCCUGCCAACCAUUUUGCCCCCAAUUACUAAGGUGUCUCGGAACACUUUGCGGAACUGGUGCCAACAACUUAAUUUGAGUACAGAUGGCCAGAAAAUAGAAGUGUAUCUGAGGCUCCAGAGACAUGCAUAUCCUGAACAAAUACAGGAUGUUCCUGACACACCACGAGAAGCCAAAAUGCAGUCAUGUCCAAGAAAAAGUACUAAUAGAGCAAGGCUGCAGGACAGUUGUACUAGGAGCAAUGGAGAGGAAGAAACUAAUAUAGUUGAAGUGAUAACUUCAGCUCAGGAAGCCACGUUGGCAUCUUGGGCAAGAAUUGCUGCAAGAGUCAGUCAGCCCAAGGCUGUGAAUUCGUCUUCCAUUCCUACUUCAGUUGAAGCCUUUUUGCAGGAAGCCUCUGGUGUCAGGUGGUGUGUAGUUCACGGCAGACUUCUCCCUGCAGAUGUACCGGGCUGGGUUCGCCUGCAAUUCCGUGCAGGCCACACCUGGAUACCUGAUACUCCCAAGAGGAUGAUUUCUCUCUUCCUGUUACCAGCCUGUACUUUUCCAUCCCCAGGACUAGAAGACAACAUGUUAUGCCCUGAAUGUACUAAGAGGAAUAAGAAGAUGAUGAGAAGAUUAAUGUCAGUGGGGGAGAAAAAACACCACACUGCCUCUUGGAGAUACCAGACCUAUGCUGUGCAUUGGUGAGAAGAAGGCUUCCUGAGAACUCUGCAGAGGAAAGGUUUCAGGAAAACCAGGAGGAAACACACAUCCUGAGUGCCCUGCACCGAGUCCUAGCAGCCUGAGAGAAUGCACGAACCCGCCUUUCCUGACUGACUGCAGCCGUUGAGGGUGUGACAAGUCCACCAGGUCCCCAGCAAGGAUGAAAUCUCAGAUCUGCACUCUGCAGUGGUGUGUAAAAAGCUUUCAGUCUCUGGCUUCAAUGCUGAUGAGCCUUCAGAGUGCUGGACACAGAAAGGGCUGGGGGCGGGGGUGGAUUCCACCUAGAGCACAGAACAUAUAUUUCCCAAUAAGAUAUUCACACAGAGGUCACUGAAACUGGUAUAAGGUCUGGAUGAUGACCUCUAAUACUGACUUCAUGUCCACAUGAGGACCUCUAAUACUGGUGUGAUAUCCACAAGGUGUCCUCUGAACUAACUUAAUGUUCCUUGCAUGACUUCCAGUAUUAAUCUGUCAUGUCGCACUGUGUCAUCUAAUGACAACCUAAUAGUUUGAUUGGUUUUGUAGUUGGCUACACUGGACUUGGUGGGCUUAGUGUGUUAAAGUUGGAUGCUCUCUGUUUUUCCUGCAUGGUGUUGACAUGAUUGUUUUCUUUUUUUUUUUUUAUUUGACAACUAGAGCUGUAGACAGUGAGAGAGAGACACAGAGAGAAAGGUCUUCCUUCUGUUGGUUCACUCCCCAAGUGGUCGCUACGGCUGGCACUGCGCCAAUCUGCAGCCAGGAGCCAGGUACUUCUUCCUGGUCUCCCAUGUGGGUGCAGGAGCCCAAGCACUUGGGCCAUCCUCCACUGCCCUCUUGGGCCACAGCAGAGAGCUGAGAGAGGUAGAGAGCAAUAGAUAGAUAGAUAGAUGAGAGAGAGGGAGAGAGAGAGAGAGAGAGAGAGAGAGAGAGAGAUAGAUGUCUUCCAUCUGCUGGUUCACUCCCCAGAUGGCCACAAUAGCUGUGAGCUAUGGCACCAGCCCCUUCUUUUGUUUUUAAGAUGUAUUUAUUUGAGGCAGAGUUUCAGAUCUAGGGAAGAGAGAGAGAGAGAGAGAGAGAGAGAGAGAGAGAGAGAUCUUUCAUCCACUGAUUCACUCCCAGUAGCUGCAACAGCCAGGACUGAACCAGGAGCCAGAAGCUUCUUUCUGUCUGGUCUCCCAUGUGGGUGCAGAGCCCAAGCACUCAGGCCAUCUUCUGCUGCUUUUCCCAGGCCAUUGGCAGGGAGCUGGACUGGAAGUGGAGCAGCUGGGACUCCAGCAGGCGGCUCUAUGGGAUGCUGGUGAUACUAGCUGUGACUCGACCCACUAAGGCACAGUGCGGCCCCCCUUCUUCAGUCUUAUGUCCCUAUCUAGGAUUCUAAACCGUUCGCUGGCAUCUUUGCUGGGAAUGUGAUUGGGAUUCCAUUGAAUCUGCAGGUCAAAUGAGAAGGGACUGUUGUGUCUUAAGAGUAAUAGCUCUUCUGCUCCUGCCUGGGGAGUAUCUCUGUGCUUAUUUACAUUCUUUCUUUUUAUCUAUCGACUUAUUUAUGUAUCUAUUUAUUUAAAAGGCAGAGUUACAGAGAGACAGGGGUCUUCCAUCCACUGCUUCACCGCCCCUAGUGGCCUCAGCAGCUGGAGCCGGGCCACACUGAAGCCAGCAGUCUGGAGCUCUGCCUGCCAGGACACAAUCCCAGCCCCUGUGAGUAAUUUUUUUUCAAGACUUAGUUUAUGUAUUUCAAAGGCAGAGUUCCACAGAGAGAAAGGGAAAGGCAGAGAGAGAGGUCUUCCAUCCACGGGUUCACUCCCCAAGUGGUCACAAAAGCUGGGGCUGGGCCAGGCCAACACCAGGAGUAGGGAGCUUUUCCAUGUCUCCCCUGUGGGUGCAGGGCACCAGGCACUUAGGCCACCUUUGCUGCUUUCCCAGGUGCAUCAGCAGGGAGCUGGAUCAAAAGUGCCUCAGCUGGGACUUGAACUGGUGCCCAUAUGGGAUGCUGCUACUACAGGUGGUGGCUUUAGCCACUACACACAACACUGGCCCCAAUGAAUAGGCAUAUUUACUUGGCAAUUGCCCGUGUCUUCUAGGUAUCCGGCUUCAUGCAGUGAGGUUUGCUUUUCUGACAUUUUUCACAGUGGGAGUGGGCUUACAGGUUUUGGGGAAGGAGAUCACAACAGUAAUUUAUUGCCCAUGGUUCUGGACAGUAGACACUCGAAGUUGAAGGCGCUGGAGACCUUUCUGGUGCAGACCUGCUCUUCACUGAUGGGUCUGCAGCUGUGACGUUGAAUGGCAGGACGGUGAAACGGGCUCCCUAAGAUGCUUCACCUCCUUUCACCUCGCCUCGCCCUGCCCCUCCUCCUCUUCUUUCUUUUUCUUUUCCUCCCUCCCUCCUUCCCUCCUCUCCUCUCUCUCUCUCUCUCUCUUUCUUGAGCUACAGUGACAGAGAGAGAGACAUCUUCCAUCUGCUGCUUCACUCCCCAAAUGGCGACAAUGGUGGGGUGGGGCCAAGCUGAAGCCGGGAGCCUGGAACUCCUGCUGUGUCUUUCAUGUGCGAGGCAGGAGUGCAAGACUCUGGCUACCACCCAAGGCUUUCCCAGGCACAUCAGCGGGGAACUGGAUUGGGAGUGCAGUAGCCUUGAUCUAACCAGCGUCCAUAGGGAAUGCCGGCAUUGCAGGCAGCCACUUAAGCCGCUGUGCCGCAAUGCCUGACCCCCGAAGCCACUGUUGACCCUGUGAAGAAGGACGGUGCACUGCUCAUGUACAUUCCAUUUUUCUUUUGGCCUGUGGAUUCCACACAAGCGCCAUCUCCCACCACGUGUCAUGAGUGUCCACGCAUCUGUGACAGAUGCCCUGUCAUGCUCUGCACUCCAUACUCUAGGGCUCCAACGUUCUGAGUAUAAUGGGGGGGUGCCCACGGGGAGCUCUGGGAGAUGGGGUCUGAGGAUAGAUGCCCCAGUGCCUUCAUGGAAACACGGUCCUCUGACACGCAGUGCCGGGGGAGAUCACUGGGAGAUGGAGUCCUUUGAAACUUGUCACUGGCUGGGCUCUUGGAGGUAGAGUCUGAGGACAGCACAUGCAAAGUGUUCUGGAAGAAGUGGUCCUCAGAUGUGAGCAACCUGUUAGCACCUCUAGGAGACAGAAUCUGAGGCUGGUGCUCACAGGACCCUGGGAAAUAGAGUCUGAGAUGAGUGCCCGUGAGGUGUUCUGGGAGAUGCGGUUCUCAGACAUACAGUGCACAUGAGGACCACUGGGAGAUGGAAUCUGAAACCAGAAACCACAGUGCGAUCUGGGAAACAUGGUCCUCCAACAUAAAAUGCCCACGGAGAACUCUGGGAUAUGGGGUCUGAAGCAGGAAACCACAGUGGGACCUGGGAGACACAUUUCUCUGACACAUGACGACCACGGGUACCACUGGGAGAUGGAGUCCUCUGAGGCUUGUCAUUCGCUGGGCUCUGUUAGUUGGAGACAGGGGAGUGCCUGCGGGACUUUGGCAAAGGGGCAUCAAAGGAGUACCUUCUCAGGGGACUCUUGCAGCUGGGGUCCUCAAAGAGGGCACCCCAGAAUGACUCUUUGUGAGAUGGGAUCUGAGGAAGCUGGACACCCUCGGGCCUCUGCAGAAUGGAGACUGAGGCGGGCGCUCUCAGGACCCUGGGAAAUGGAGUCUGAGAUGGGCACCCGUGCGGUCCUCCUAGGUAUGAUGCCCCUGGGGACCCCUGGGAGAUGGAGUCUGAAGCAGGAGAGCACAGUGCCGUCUGGGAGACGCAUUCCUCUGACGUACAUGCCCAUGGGUAGUACUGGGAGAUGAAAUCCUCUGAGACUUAUCGCUCCCCAGGCUCUGGUAGUUGGAGUCAGGGGGGCGCUUCGGGACUUUGGCAGAUUUCAUCAGAGGAAUACCUACCCAGGGUACUUUUGGAACUGGACUCCUCAAGAGGGCACUCAAGAAGGACCCUCUGUGAGGCGGGGGUCCCAGGAAGCUGGACACCCAUGGGCCUCUAGGGGGUGGAGACUGAGGCGGGCGCUCUCAGGACCCUGGGAAAUGGAGUCUGAGAUGAGUGCCCGCACGGUCCUCUGACGUAUGAUGCCCCCGGGGACCCCUGGGAGAUGGAGUCUGAAGCAGGAGAGCACAGUGCCGUCUGGGAGACGCAUUCCUCUGACGUAUGAUGCCGCGGAGGACCCCUGGGAGAUGGAGUUCUCUGAGACUUGUCGCUCUCUGGACUCUGGUAGUUGGAGUCAGGAGGGCGCCUGCGGGUCCGCGGGGCUUUCCCAGAUGGGCUUCUGAGGGGAACUUGUUCAGAGGCCUCUUGGAGCUGGGGUCCUCAAAGAGGGUACCCCGCAGAGCCCUCUGUGAGACGGGGUCCGAGGAAGCUGGACACCCACGGGCCUGCAGUGGGUGGAGACUGAGGCGGGCACUCACAGGACCCUGGGAAAUAGAGGCUGAGAUGAGCGCCCGUGCGGUCCUCUGACGUAUGAUGCCCCCGAGAACCCUUUGGAGAUGGAGUCCUCUGAGGCUUGUCGCUCGUUGGGCUCUGGUAGUUGGAGUCAGGGGGGCGCUUUGGGACUUUGGCAGAUGGGCAUCAGAGGAGUACCUGCCCAGGGUACUUUUGGAGCUGGACUCCUCAAGAGGGCACUCCAGAAGGACCCUCGGUGAGACGGGGUCCGAGGAAGCUGGACACCCACAGGCCUCUAGGGGAUGGAGACUGAGGUGGGCGCUCUCAGGACCCUGGGAAAUAGAGUCUGAGAUCAGUGCCCGUGCAGUCCUCUGACAUAUGAUGCCCCCGGGGACCCCUGGGAGAUGGAGUCUGAAGCGGGAGAGCACAGUGCAGUCUGGGAGAUGCAUUCUUCUGACGUACAUGCCCAUGGGUACACUGGGAGAUGGAGUCACUCCCCAGGCUCUGGUAGUUGGAGUCAGGGGGGCGCUUCGGGACUUUGGCAGAUGGGCAUCAGAGGAGUACCUGCCCAGGGUACUUUUGGAGCUGGACUCCUCAAGAGGGCACUCCAGAAGGACCCUCUGUGAGGCGGGGUCCCAGGAAGCUGGACACCCACGGGCCUCUGCGGGAUGGAGUCUGAGGGUGCUCACAGGACCCUGGGAAAUAGAGGCUGAGAUGAACACCCGCGCGUUCCUCUGAUGUAUAAUGCCCCCGGGGACCCCUGGGAGAUGGAGACUGAAGCAGGAGAGCACAGUGCCGUCUGGGAGACGCAUUCCUCUGAUGUAUGAUGCCCCCGAGGACCCUGGGGAGAUGGAGUUCUCUGAGACUUGUUGCUCCCUGGACUCUUGUAGUUGGAGUCAAGAGGGCGCCGGCGGGACUUCGGCAGAUGGGCAUCAGAAAAGUACCUGCCCAGGGUACUUUUGGAACUGGACUCCUCAGGAGGGCAGCCCAGCAGGGCCCUCCGUGAGUCCUAGGAAGCCGGACACCCACGGACCUAUGGGAGUUGGUGUAUGAGGCGGGCACUCACAGGACCCUGGGAAUAGAGUCUGAGAUGAGCGCCCGCACCGUCCUCUGAUGUAUGACGCACGUGGGUACCACUGGGAGAUGGAGUUCUCUGAGGCUUGUCACUCACUGGACUCUGGUAGUUGGAGUCAGAGAGGUGCCCUUGGGCGUUCGCAGAUUGGCAUUGGUGGAGUGCCUGCUCAGGGUCUCUGGGAGCUCGGGUCCUGAAAGACCCCCAGAAGGACCCUGUGUGCCUCGGAGUCCUAGGAAGCUGGACACCCAUGGGCCUUUAGGGGGUGGAGUCUGAGGCAGGCGCUCACAGGACCCUGCGAAAUAGAGGCUGAGAUUAGCACCUGCUCGGUCCUCUGACGUUUGAUGCCCCCUAGGACCCUUGGGAGAUGGAGUCCUCUGAGGCUUGUCACUCGUUCGGCUCUGAUAGUUGGAGUCAGGAAGGCGCCUGCUGGCAUGUGGGGCUUUCGCAGGAGCAUGGAUGUGAAUCAGAAGUGAGGAGCCAGGACUUAAACCCAUGCUCCUGUAUGGAAUGCUGACAUCUCGGAUGGCUGUGUGACCUGCUGCAUCACAAUGCCAGCUCUAGUAAAUUUUUUUGGUGCAAUAAACAUUUGAAAUCCGGAGGCUGGCCUUGCAGUGUAGUGGGUUGGGCUGCCACUUAUGACACUGGCAUCCCAUGUUGGCGAUGGUUGGAGACCUGAUGCCACACUUCAGAUCCAGCUCCCUGCUGGUGUGCUUGGGAAGGCCACAGAGGAUGGCCUUGGUGCUUGGGCUCCUGUCCCCACAUGGGACACCCAGAGCAAGCUCUUGGAUUCUGUGUUCAGCUCUGCCCAGCCCUGGGCCAUUUGGGCAAUGAACCAGCAGAUGGAAGAUCUCUCUCUCUCUCCCUUCUCUUUCUCUGUAACUCUGCCUUUAAUAAAUACAUAUAUCUUUUUUGUAAAAAUUUGAAAUCCAUGCAUAUGCUUUUCAGAAUAUUUAUUUUCCAUAAAUUUCUAAUGAAAAAAAAAACAUGCUUGCUUUCAAAUGUUUUUGCAGCAAAAUACAUUGAUCUUUUAAUUCCAUCUUCCAGUAACUUCUUGAAGUCCUCUCAUGUUUGGUCUCUGUCCCCUGUUUUUGGCGUAUUGCUUCUAAAACCUUUACAAUGUCCUGAGUGAUAGGAGCCCUGCAAGCCUCUUGUGUUCUAAUAUGUGUUUGGUCUUUUCAUUUCUUUCUAAGUCUUUGAUCUCUCCUGGUUGAUAGGAAAAGACUUUUGUUCCGAUGAGAACACUUGGAUAGCUCUUGGAUGCUCUUGGAUAGCUUCAGGAUGGGGCUGGUUAUCAGAAAGACCAAGCCGUGAUUAGAGACUUGGAACUUCCCAGUCCCUUCCCUGUUCCUCUGGGAUGAGAGGGCUGGUGAAGGAGUGAAUCAUCAGUCAUGCCUGCCUGAUGAAGCCUCCAGGGGGUCCCUGAAAGAUGUGCUUCAGGGAGCUUCUGGGGUUGGUGAACACAUGCAUGUGCCAAGAGGGUGGGGUGGUUCCCAGCUCCAUGGGAUGGAAGCCCUGCCUUGGGACUAUUGUGGGCCUCAUCCUAGGUGCCUUUAGCUGUGCGUGUGUGUCCUUCACCACACCUUUAUAAUAACCCAUUGUCUUAGUCCUGCCUGGCUGCUGUCACACAAUAGCCUGGUAAUUUAUAAAUGACAGAUUUUUUCUUGCCCACAAUUCCAGUCUCCAGAAAGUCCAAGACCAAGGCUCUGAGAGACUUGAGCCUAGUGAGGGCCCACUCUUCAUGGAUGGUGCAUUUAGCUGUGUCUUAUAUUCUACAGUGAGUGUUCCAUACACUUGUUACAGGUUCUUUGUCACAGUCCAUCCCUGAGUGCUCUCACAUCUCAAGUAAUUUACAUUGUACCUUCUCUUUUUGUUCUCUACACAUGAUCUAUCACAUGGAAGUUUUACUUUUAUAAAGUCACAGUUUCAACUUUUUACUCUGGGAAUUGGAUUUUGAUGUUGUGUGUUGUAGAUUAUUCAAGCUUUAGGGCCAAUAUUGUGUUGCAGUGGGUUAAGCCUUAGCCUGUGAUGCUGGCAUCACAUAUGAGCACCUAUUUGGGUGCAAACUGUUGCACUUACAAUUCAGCUCACUGAUAGUGCACCUGGAAGAGCAGCUAAAGAUGGCCCAAGUGCUUAAGCUCCUGUCACCCAUGUGGGAGACCUGGAUGGAGUUAGAGACUCCUGCCUUUGGUCUAAUCUAUUUUGAGCUGUUGUGGCCAAUUGGGGAGUGGAGAAGCAGAUGGCAGAACUCUCUCUCUCUCUCUCUGUAAUUGUCUUAAUAAAUAAAUUUUAAAAAUCAUCCAAGAACCAUGUAGAUUUUAUUUCUUUUUUGUCCUAUGAUUUUCAGAUUUUGCAUUCAAAACUGUAGCCUAUGACUUAGUUUGAAUUAAUUUUCAGGAAGGUUUUAAAGCUUGUUUUCUUUUUAUAAAGAUGUAUUUAUUUAUUUGAAAGGCAGAGCUAUAGAGGAGGAAAGACAGAGAGAUUGAUCUUAAAUCCACUGGUUCACUUCCCCAAUGGCCACAAUUGGCAGGGCUGGGCUAGGCCAAAGCCAGGAGCCAGGAGCUUGUUCUAGGUCUCCUACAUGGGUUCAGGGGCCCAAGCACUUGGGACAUCUUCUGCUGCCUUCCCAGGUGCAUUAUCCAGAAUUCAAAAUGCAGUUUGUGUGGGAUGCUGGCACUGUAGGUAGUUGCUUGACCUCCUGAGCCAGAGUACUGACCUCUCCCUAUCAUGUCUCAAGGUUUCUGAGUGCAUCUAUGUAUAUAUUUUGUUACAUUUAUACCUUAGGACUUCAAUUUUUAUGGUGCUAUUGCAAAUUCCAAUUGCACAGUGUCAGGGACCCACCACUAGAGUAAUCUACAGCUUCAGUGAGACCAUGGUGAGCGGGCAUGGUCGCCACUUUAUUGUGUUACUGAGCAAUGGGUAGUGGCCUUUGAGGACCCCAGAUGCCAGCAGAGGGCACAUGACUCCACUCUGCCUGACACUGCCAUGUCUGUUGAAACUCCUUGGCCAUGCUACACCUAGAGCAUCCUUCCCCUGGGGACCCUGAGAGCCUACUUCCCCUGGAAAAACCUUGAGAGUCUCUAACUGCCAGUUCACUCUCCAGAUGGCCAUAACAGCUGGUCAUGGGCUGAUCCAAAGCCAGGAUCCAGGAGCCUCUUUCCCCGGAAGAACCCCUGAGAAUCUCCUUCCCCUGGGGUCUGUGGACUCCACUCACCUCCAGAGUGAUUGAGGCAAGCAGUGUCUCCCACCAACUGCAGUUUCCACACAUCUGAGACACAGAUUCCUUGUCAUCUUUUGCAUUGCAUACUCUGAUGCUCGCAUAUUCUAUAUAAUUUAAGUAGAUUGUCAUUUACUCCUUUUUAAAAAAUAGUUACUUGAAAGGGGAGGGGGAGAGAGAGAGUGAGAGCUUCCACCUUCUAGUUUAUCCCCCAAAUGGCUGCAAUGGUCAGUACUAGGCCCCAUGAAUGCAGGGUCCCAAGUACUUGAGGCAUCUUCCACUGCCUUCCCAGGCACAUUAGCAAGGAGCUGGUUAGGAAGUGGAUCAGCCUGGACUCAAACUUGCACCUGAACGGGAUGCUGGUGUUACAGGUGGUGGCUUUAUCCACUCCACCACAGCCAGCCCCUGAUAUGCACUUUUUUUUUUUUUAAGAGAAAUGACAGAGAGAAUGAGUUCCCACCUGCCAGUUAACUCCAGAAAUUUCUGCAACAGGCCCUAGAUGGUAGGGAGCCAGGAACUCAAUCCAAUGUCUCACGUGGGUACCAGGAACCGAAUAGUUUGAUGCCUUCAGUUGAGGCCAUCCAGGAUCUGCAUUAGCCGGAAGCUGGAGUCAGGAGCCAGAGCCCAGAAUCAAGCCCAGGCACUCAGAUGUGGAACUUGGGCAUCUCAACCACUCGACCAAAUGCCUGCCCCGAGUGCAUACUCUUCACCAGUGUCUGCUCUGUCGGUGCCUGCUCCAUUUCUGCACCCUCUUUGUUCUCUGAACAGGGCCUUUCACAGAAGAAAACUUAAUUUUAUGAAGUCUAUGUUCACACCUUUUCUUUUGUGAGUUGAAUUGUGGUUAGAACUCCCUAACAAAUCUAAGACCACAUAGAUUCUGGUAUACAUUUUUCUAGAAUUUCUGUAUUUCAAUUUUCAGCGUGUGGACUAUUUUUAGUUGAUUUUUGUUUAAGAAUUACACGCUCAUAUUUAUAACAUCCCAUAUAGUUUGCAAAAAAUUCACAAAUAAUUGCUACAUCACAAAUGUCAAACAAGACAUGGGGUAGUGCACCCCUUGUCAGUGCGAAUUUCCUAUGCGGAGGCCUUUGCUGAUCUGAGUACGACCCUGAAUUUGUUCCAUUUCCCAGAAAAGCUAGGAUGGGGCACGCUGAGUGUUAUGCGCGGAGUCAUGGUAGCCACGAGAGGGCACACGAACCCGCUUCUCCUGACCGACUUUAGCCUCAGAGCAUGGGAGACGGGGUUCGCUGACGCAAGACUCCCGCGGGGUCCUGUGGGAUAUGGAGUCUGAGGAGAGACACCGGCGAGGCAUUGUGGGAGAUGAGGUCAUCUGACGUGUGACACCCCCGGGGACCUAUGGGAUAUGGAGUCUGAGGCGAGAGGCCCGUGAGGCAUUGUGGGAGAUGAGGUCCUCUGACGUGCGACACCCCGGGGGACCUAUGGGAUAUGGAAUCUGAGGGGGUCAUCUGGGCCCGCGGGGUCAUCUCAUGUCCGACAACCCCGGGCCUUUCUGGAGAUGGAGCAUGUUGAGGCUUGUUGCUCGCUGGGCUCUGGGAGUUGGAUUCUGAGGUGGGUGCCAGUGCACUGAGAUGGGACACCCACAGGGCUCGGGGAGAUGCGGUUCUCUGCUGUGUGAGCCCUGUGGCCCUCUGGGAGAUGCAGGCUGAGGCGGGACACUUGCAGGGCAUUCUGGGAGAUGAGGUCCUCUGCUGUGUGACACCCCCGUAGCCCGCUGGGAGAUGGAGGCUGAGACGGGACCUUGCUGGGCAUUCUGGGAGAAGCUGGGCAUUCUGGGAGAAGCAGUCCUCUGACGCGCGACGCCGGAGGGACCUCUGGGAGAUGGAGUCUGAGGCGAGCGCCUGCAAGGUGUUCUGGGAGAAGCGGUGCUCCGACGUGAGCAUCCUGCUAGGACCUCUGGGAGAUGGAGUCUGAGGCAGGCGCUCACGGGACCCUGGAAAAUAGUCUGAGAUGGCCGCCCGCGAGGUGUUCUGGGCAACGCCUUUGAGGCUUGUCGCUUGCUGGUCCCUGGAUGAUGGCGUUUGAGGCGUUUGUGGGGCACAGGGAAACAGACUCCAAGGGGGCAUUGAGGGGGGCUCUGGGAGAUGGGGUCCUCAUAGACACGCCCCUUCCGGUCCGCUGUGAGACGGAGUCCUCGGAGGCAGGAUGCCCACGGGGUUCAGAGAGGUCGAGUCUGAGGUGGUCGCCCGCGGGGCAUUGUGGGAGAUGCUGUCCUUGACGCAUGACGCCCACGGGGUCUUCUAGGAGAUGGAGUCCUCUGAGGCUGUCGCUGGCUGGGCUCUGGGAGGAGUCUGAGGCGGUCGCCCGCGGGGCAUUGUGGGUGAUGGGUCCUCUGAGGUGCGACACCCCCCAGGGGCCUCUGGGAGAUGGAGUCCUCUGAGGCUGUCGCUGGCUGGGCUCUGGGAGACGGAAUCUGAGGCGGGCGGCAGCACUAGGCCAGGCCGGAGCCACAACCCUGCCUGGGGGUUUUGGUUCACGCCUGGGGCACUCGCAGUCCCGUGAUGGCGCAGAACCCGCGGGUGUCCUGGGCGGAGCACAUGGCUCGGAAGGUUUCCUGUUCUGCCGUGUGUGAGGCCUGCCCCCUUGGCUGUGUGUGAGAUUAACUCGGCCGAAGGUCAGCUAACUGAGCCGCGGCUGCACGUCAGGGGCGACCUCUCUAAGGCUUUCCUCCGCUAACCCCCCUCUGCAGUCUUGUAGUUUUAAUGUUGCAAGUAAGUAAACAUGCAGGCGUUGGCUUAACUUGCUGCACCACAGUGCCAGUCCCCAAAUAACCUCUUCAUGACGUCACUUUGGGGGGUUGGACUUCAGCAACGAAUUGUGGGGAGACCAAAACAUUCAGGAAAUUUGUUUUUCUGAGUUCUGUGAACGUCAUAGCAAUGAUCAAACCUGAGUAGGGAGCUGUGUGAGCCCUCAGUCUGUGGCCAUCUCAGAGAGGAGCCUCUGUGACCUGGGGAGAGACAGGCUUGUGAUGGGCGUCUGACGUGGGAGAGGCAGUCGUGUGCUGCUGUGCCUUUAACUGACCCCUGGGUGGUGUCCGGAGGCCUGGGGACUCCUGAUGUGGGAAGCUUCCUCCUGCUUUCGGUGUUGGGGGUCCAGUGUAGAGCACAGAGAAGCAACCUCUGUUCUUGCAGACGGGUGACGAGUGCACUGUGGGUGGAGUACCCGGUUCAGUCCCGCAUCGCUCUGCUGUUGGAGGAGUCCUAUUACCGUACGUCUGAACAAAUUUACCUGGUGGCUGCUGUCUGGAAGUAUUUGUCAAAGGAAUGUUUCAAACACACAGAAUGCAGCGUGUAGAUGUUGGAUUGUACAGCGAUGCUUGUUUCACUUCAGGAGAAACACUGAAACUUCUUCCACAGUGGCUGGGCCAUUGUCUCCUGCCAGCAGCAAGGAGACGUCCUGUUGUUCCUCACCCUCCAGCAACUGCUGUUUUGUUCUUGUCUUGUAGUCUAGCAGCUCUAAUAAAAAUUUUCAUUGGUCUGGUGUCCAUUUAUUUGCCCAUUUUUAAUUGAGUUGUUUGUAGUUAUUUUUUAUUUUUAGGACUCUCUGUGUAUUUUGAAUAGACAUUCUGAGAAGACACCUGCACAACCAGCUUUUACUAUGCCCUUAGUAUUCAUUAUAAUAGUGCUAGAAAAUAUUAUUUUAAUGUAACCUAAAGUGUAAACACAUUAGCUUAGUAGGCAACUAGUAGUAAUAGUAAGCAAUGCUAAGUGUCUUUGACUUUAUAUAUGUAUUAUGUUAGAUGUUGAGCUAAGUAAUCCAGUAACUACACUAAGUUGUUUACAUUCCCCCUUCCCUCCACCUGGCCAGAUGUGACCCAACCCUGACCCAGGUCCAGGAAUGUAAAAGGGAGGUAGAAAGGUUGAGAUAACAACCAGCCCCUACCCUGGAGUCAGCGACAGGUGUCUCGGGACUUAUCAGAAGUGUCAACUUGAUCUAUAGCAUUCCCCUAAAGCCUGCUUGUUCAUGAUAAUAAAAACUCUGUGAGAACUGGGCUCGGGGCUUCGGGGGGUUUUUCCUCUCCUGGAGACACUGAGAUGCCCGGGUUCGAACUUGUAAUAAAAAAACGACCCUGCUAAUUGGCUUCAACUUUGGUCUCUGGUGUGAUUUUCAGGGGACCACAGAUUGCGGGCAUAAGAAUUCUUUGCCAGAUGUGUUUUGUGAAUAUUUUAUCCCAGCUUGUCUAUUUGUUCUAUGCACAUAAUGAGUCACAGAUAGAAAAUCUAAUUCUGUGAAGUCCACAAUAGUAAUUUCUUUCUUUCGGUAACUGUCUUUUUGUUAUGUGUGAAAAGUCGUUACCAAAUGCAAGGGCAUGUAGAUUUUCUUCCACUUUCAAUUCUCGAAUGUUUAUAGUUUGCAUUUCAAAUUUGAAUGUAUACACUGAUUUGAGUGACUUUUUGUAUGUGUUCUAAAGUUUGUGUGUACCUUAAUUUCAGUUCAUAUUGUUUCUCAACAGUUACUUGAGCAUUUUAUUAAAGGUGUAGAAUACAGGCUAGUAUCGUGGUAUAGCCUGUAAAGCCAUCAGCUAGGAUACCAGAUCCCCUAUGGGUGUAGGUUUGAGUCCUUGGUGCUCCACUUUUGAUUCAGCUCUCUGGUAAUGGUCUGGUAAAGUAGGAGAAGAUAAUCCAAAUACUUGAGACCCUGCCACCCACAUGGGAGACCAGGGUGAAGCUCAUGGCUCUUGGCUUCAUCUUGGCCCAGCCAUGGCCAUUGCAGCCAUUUGGGGAGUGAACCAGUGGAUAGAAGAAUUUUUUUUUCUUUCUCUGUCUGUCUUUCUCUGUCUCCCUCUUUUUUAACUCUGACUUUCAAAUACAUUGUGGGGCUCCAUGGGAUGGCCAGCCACGAAGCCCCCAUGUCAAGGUCGGUCUGAUAGCUGCUGCUGUGUCUUUAUCACAAGGUGGAUGUUGCUAGUUUCCGUUAGGGCAAUGCUUUCCUACGGUCGGGACUUUCCAGAGGAACUGAGCCUGUCUCGUAAACAACAAGAUGGCGCCAAGGACUAUGCAGUGAGCCUGCCUGCUGCAUGACACCUCAUCUGAUUGGCCUGAGGAUGCAUGCACACUGUGUGAACAAACAGCGGAUUGGAGUGUUCCGUGCAUGGACUUGAGCCCACUUACAAUUGGCCGGAUUUUGUAUAUAAGCUGUGUGCUGAGGAAGGAGGGGGCUUUUUCUGUCCACUCUCCUCCCUGCAUUCUUUCUCUGUCACUGUUAUUUUCUUAUUAAAAGUCUACUGAAGACCGAUAAGCCGCGAGCAGUGUCGUUCCUUUGCGGGCAAGGGAGCGACAAGUGGUUCCGUGACUCGGAUCACUUUGCUAAUCACAGGAAGGUAAGCGUGCAUGUGCACGGAAAUCCAGCUGGGAAAAGAAUAGAAACCGUCGUUCCGUCGAAGAAAGACGGGGAAAUUAAGUGCCUACAAGGCGGGAGUUAAAAACGCCUACAAGGCGGGAGUCAAAGCACCUACAAGGCGGGAGUUAAAAAACGCCAGGAACUAGGCGAAAGUUCUAAAUGCGCAUUUAAAGAAACAAAGCAAGCUGUGACAAAGACUGUAAAAAACUAUGUUGCAGAUGUAGAGAAUAGGGUUAAAGAAACAAACGUAGAGCAGUUUAUCAGUGCUGUUGAAAAAAUUAGUCCUUGGUUUGCUGAAGAGGGUGUUGUGGAUAAGUAACACUGGGAGUAAAAAAUAUAGAUCAGUGUACACUGGACAGCCCUCACCUUGCAUUUAAAUAUUUCAUUUGAAGUAAAUGUUAUCUGUUAUAAAGUUAAUAUUACUAUGUGAAAUGAGGAAUUGUGGUGACAAAGUGUCCGGACUACCCAUUCUGUUUUUGUAGUAUGUACUAACUCUACCCCUAUUAUUGAUAGGAAUGCUUAAACAGAUUAUGCUUGGUUUGCUUUAUAAAAAAAAAAAGUAAAUCAAAAUAUGCUGCAAGUAGUUAAGAUUCCACAAACCUGCAAAAAUGUAACAAUUACAGAUAAUAAGAGGCUAAUUCCCUCAGAUAUGUUUCAAUUUAUCCUUAAAACACAUUGAAUAUUAUUGUGUUUAAUUGCUAAAUGUAUACUUAUAUGAAAAAUUUGUAUUGUAUUCUUAUGAUGUGUUAAUUAUGUCUACCUCUCAAUGCAACCCUAGGACCAAAUGUAAAGACAAAUUUUGGUAUGGAGAGGCUUGUAUCUAGGUUUGGCUCUGAUAAACAAGUAACUUGUCUGCCGGAUGACCUUCUCCUGGGGAGCCUGGCCAGUUCCCGGGGAGGAGGAUAAAGAAAUGUUUCUGAUAAACAGGUGGGCAUGCUUCGUGUCUCGGUUCUCUGGCCAAGAUCCGGGACGGGACACACUGCUUGCCUAAAAUCUUGACAAUAAGCCACCCUUGUCCUUGGGGGAUUUAAGGGGGAGCCAGAGCAAGCCUCUACUACUGCUGUUUCAUCCUGGGGGAAUACGCAGUCAAGCUGAACGUUAAACGUGUCCGUGAUAAUUACUAAUAAUGUGUAAUUCUCAGUAUGAAUUAAAAAUUGCCCAGUGAUGCCCACAGUACUGUAAAGCCUACCAACCAUAAAUACAAUGUGGACAUGGAUUGAUUGGCUACUGUGGCUGAGGUGUUCUGUGACAGUCCAUUUAAUGAGGAAUUAGCAAAAUGGAUUCAUUUAAAAAACAAAACAUUCAGGACCUGCCACUCUGCUGGGUAUGUCAUUACAAAAAUUAACAAGAAGGACUAUGCCUAAUAAAUAAGGGUGCUAUAAAUGUGGACAACAAAAACAUGUACAAAAAAAAUUGUCCAAAAGUUAAAAAUCAAAAUAAGACUCCUGGGAUUUUCCCCCAGUACAAAAGAAAAAGACAUUGGGCCAAUAAAUGUCACUCCAAAACUAAUUAAAAAAAGGUAAUUCAUUAAAGAAAAAAGUUCAAAAAACUAAAAGCGGGGCUGGCCCCAGGCCCCAUCCCAACAAAACCAACAACUUUUUGGGGCCAUAACGUUUGUUCUUCAACAAAACACCCUAAAUCCAUCAAUUUCCUCCAUGGAGCCACAGAGGGUAGUGCAGGACUGGACCUCAGUGCCACCUCCUAUACAGUAUUGACCCCUGAGAUGGGCCCACAAGCCUCCCUACUGGGAUUUUUGGUCCUUUGCCAACUGGGUUUUUGGUCUCCUACUGGGCAGAAGUAGUAAAACUAUAAAAGGGUUACAGGUUUUUCCUGGAGAUAUAAACACUAACUUUACUGGUAAAAUAAAAAUUAUGGCUCAAGCCAAUAAUGUAACUUUAACUCCAGGACAAUACAUUGCUCACUUGAUUCUGUUCCCCU
Oryctolagus cuniculus (rabbit) is the source of this 16926-nucleotide messenger RNA. The record is from RefSeq and is a predicted model, not a curated record. NCBI's taxonomy places the organism in Eukaryota, Metazoa, Chordata, Mammalia, Lagomorpha, Leporidae.